UUGGUAUGUCCAGCUGAUUAAAAAUAUUGCGAUUAUAUUUGUGGUAUUUUUACUUUCUAGAUAGUGUUGAAGAAUUAUAAUCCUACUUUAUACUUAUUUAAAAAUUUGCAAUGUUAAUUUGCUUUAAAAUUGGUUAAAUGCUUGGUUAUAAUACUUAAAGAAAUUAGUAGGAAAUUCGGUAAGAGAAUUAGCUAAGAACAGCUACCCCAGCUGUUAAAUUUUAUCUUAUAUCAUACUGAAGAAUGGGUGCCAAUAAUGAAGAAUUAUUGAAAUCUAUACGAUAUUAUCAAGACAGUUUAGAUAAGUAUUCCUCUAUUGGAAAUAACUACAAGUUACUCAGUGUUAUUAAAAAAUUAAAAAAGUUACCUAUUGCAACAUCACAUUUGGAAGAUACCGGGAUUGGGAGAACAGUGAACGCAUUGCGCAAGCUUGGGGGAGAAGUUGGGGAUGCAGCGAAGGCUCUCGUAACGCGAUGGAAGGAAAUGGUGGUACAGGAGGAUGUGAAAAAAGAAGUGACUAAUACCGCAUCACCUGAUGUGAACCUUCAUAAAAAUGAAUCUGCCAAUAACAGAAACGAUGAAAAGGAAAAUAGUUAUACCGAUACCAAACAUAAAGAAAGAGAAAGAAGUUCUAGUCACAGAUCAGGUAAUGACGUGAGAAACAGUGAGAAAGAAAGAAAUAAGUUGGACAAACAUUCUAAUAGUAAUAAAAAUACUUCUCUUGAUAAAAAAGAUAAGGACUCUAAAAAACAUAAAUAUGACCGUGAUAACAGUAGUGAAAUGCGUGGUUCAGAGACUAGACAUCAUAGUGAUAGCAGUUCUGAAUCCGAAGAAGAAGAAAAUUACGAAGGCAAAUCUCAUUCAAGCAAACAAAAAAAUGAAUCUGACGAAGAGGACAUAUCAAGUGAUGAAGAAAUGAAUAAUGAAAAGCAAAAGAAAAAUGCAAGUAACAAUGGCAGUAGUAGAUUUUAUGAGAAAAAAGACAUUGAGGAAGAUAUAUCCAAAAAGAAGCAUAAGUAUGAUAAGUAUGAUAACAAUAACGGCACUGAAAGACAUAGCUCCAAGAGAAAGCACCAUAGUAGUAGUUCGGAGCCUGAAGAAGACUAUUAUGAGAAGAAACAUAGUAAAUCUCAUUCAAAAAGCCAUAGAAGUAAUUCCGAUGAAGAAAAUUGUGAUAAACAGAAAAGGGAUGUAGAUAAAUUGUCUCAUAAUAAAAAAGACCAUAGGGACAAAGAAAAGUCUAGUAAAAUGCAUAAAUAUGAACAUGAAAGCAGCAGCAAAAGUCACAGUUCAAAAAGAAAACAUUAUAGUAGUUCCAGCUCUGAAUCGGAAGAAAAUUAUGAAAAGAAGUACAGCAAAUCUGACACAAGACACAGAAGUGAUUCCGACGAUGACAAAGAUGAAGAUAGGGGACACAGUUCAAGAAAAGAGUCUGAAGAUAAAAGAAAAAAACACAAAUCAAAGAAUUCUAAGUCUGAUAGGCAUGAAGAGAACUUGAGCAAAUCAAAAUCAAAAGAGAAGACUGAAAAAUCCCAUGAUAAUUCAUCAUUAAAAUUGAAAUCUUCCUCUAGAUUUGAGAGUGAUUCCAAAAAAGAGAUAAACAAUGAAGAAAGUGGAUCAAGCUCAAAACAUAAAAAAAGCAGUCUUGAUUCCGAGACGGAAGUACAAGAAAAAUCGAGAUCAAAACAGGAAAAAGAAUUGCAUGGACUGAAGGAAUCUAAAUCGCAUUCUGGGAAGCAUGAAAAGAAAGACAAGAAAGAUCGGGACAGAGAGAGAUCCAAAGAUAAACAUGGCCACAGAAGAGAUGAGUCGAGGCAACACGAAGGAAAAGACAAAAAUUCCAAGGAUGAAAGAGAUACGAAGAAAGAAAAGACAUCUACAUCAUCUAGCAAGAACAAAGAGAGCAGUAAAAGUACGAGUUCUAAACAUAAAUCCACUAGUGACAAGAACAGCAAGGCGAAAGUAGAAGCUGUGCACACCACGAAAAUCGUACACGGUAUCGACUCGGAAUCUGGAGCUAGUUUUGCGGAGGCUUUAGGUAUGUGCGGACCUAUGGUUUACAGCAAAGGCGCGAGCAGUAGCAAAAAGAAAUCUACGUCAUUACCAAAUCCGGAAAAACAUAGUAAAAGUACAUCCAGCUCCACUUCUGUCAAGUUGGAAAAGAUAGAAAAAGCUGAAGUUGCAGAAGAGAAAUACGUUCCUAGUCUUUUGAAGGAACAACCACCAGAACUGUUGCCGAUUAACAUAUCUAGUUUGUUGCCAGAAAUAACACCCAAUUACAAACCUGUAGCAUUUCUGCUAGAUUCACAACCUAAAAGGAUUUUGACUCCAGAUGAGGCUUUAAGUCAAGCCAUCUCCAACAAAAAUAUGAGGACAAAGGUUUAUUCGGGAAAUAAAGUAAAAGGUGGAGAGGUUGAGUCUCUAUUCAACAUAUGCGUCAAAAUUUUACAAGACAAUUUAGAUGCGAUCGAGUGCACGGGUGGAGUACCGUACAUGGUGCUGAAACCCAUUCUAGAAAAAGCUACACCCGACCAACUGUUCAACUUGGAACACUACAACCCCUACCUCAUCGAAGACACGGACGAGCUUUGGCGCUUGCACUGCUUGAAGGAAUUCAGGACCAAGAAAAGAGAAGAGAUGGAAACGUGGCGGGAAAUGUACAUGCGUUGUCUGGAUGAAAGAGAAGCCAAGUUAAACGCUAUUACCGCCAACAUUAAGGAGUCGCAAGACAAAUCCCUUCCCGUACGUACGACAAAACUAGCGUACAUCGACUCGGUGGCUAAACCGCCCAGGAACAUCGCCAAGAGACAGGCGAAGAAUGGUAUUAUUAAUAGGGUUCCAGUUAAAACUAGUACUUCUUUGAAAUUAACUGCUCUGGCCACGGCUGGCGAAGCAAGUAAGGUUUCAGUUCCAAACCCUGGAAGUCGAGCGGUGGACAGAUCCAGUAGCAGCACCAGCUCUGCCGCUAUCAAGCCCAAAAAGGCUCCGCUCAUGGCAAAGACAUUGUCGCUAUUCAAAAAUAGAUUUAAGAGAUAAGGGAAUGAUAUUCUUGGUACAAAUCCUUAAUCAAAAAUAUAUUUUGAUUGUUAAUUGUCAUUUUUAAAUGUAUAGUAUUUAUUUAUUGUUUUUAAUAUAAGUUUU
Molecule: messenger RNA, 3140 nt
Organism: Anoplophora glabripennis (Asian longhorned beetle)
Lineage: Eukaryota; Metazoa; Arthropoda; Insecta; Coleoptera; Cerambycidae
Product: transcription elongation factor B polypeptide 3
Exons: 8
Coding region: 243-3035 (930 amino acids)
Biological process (GO): transcription elongation by RNA polymerase II
Cellular component (GO): nucleus; elongin complex
Source: RefSeq, a predicted model, not a curated record